AUGAGAACUAGAAUCGAGCCGUAUGCCGUAUGGGAGACAAUAAAUCCUCGUGAGACAACAACAAAUUUUUUGGAUCUUUGUAAAAAGGAAAUUUCAAUGAGAGAGUUUAAAACAGCCGCAGAACAGGAAGAAAGAUCCAGCUUGACAGGAGAUGUCCGAAGGUUGUGA
Funneliformis geosporum is the source of this 168-nucleotide messenger RNA. NCBI's taxonomy places the organism in Eukaryota, Fungi, Glomeromycota, Glomeromycetes, Glomerales, Glomeraceae. The record is from the annotation of a GenBank genome assembly.